GAGCAGAAGCCAUCUACCACUAGCACUAGCACCACUGCCGCCAGUGUUGCCACUACUGCAGCUGCCCAGGUCUCCGUCGCCUCCGUUGAGGAGAAGAAGGCCACUUCCUCUUCCACUAGCACCACUGCCGCCAGUGCUGCCACCUCCUCUGCCUCGUCCUCUUCCUCUUCCUCCAGCAGCUCCAGCAGCACCAGCAGCAGCCUGAGCUCCGAGUUCUCCGGCGAAGCCACCUUCUACGGCGGCAAUGUCGACGGCGGCGCCUGCUCGUUCAGCGGCUACACCAUCCCCUCCGGCCUCUACGGUACAGCCUUGGGCUCUCCCCGCUGGGACGACGCCGCCCAGUGCGGCUCCUGUGUCCAGGUCACCGGCCCCAGCGGCAACAAGAUCAAGGCCAUGAUCGUGGAUGAAUGCCCCGAAUGCGACUCCAACCACCUGGACCUCUUCCAAACCGCCUUCGCCGAGCUGGCCGACAUCUCCAAGGGCGUCAUCUCUAUCGACUGGGAGUACGUCGAGUGCGGCAUCACCACCCCGAUCAAGCUGAACAACAAGAGCGGCACCUCCGCCUACUGGUUCGCUAUGCAGGUCGAGAACAGCAACGAGCCCGUCACCAGCCUUGAGGUCAGCACCGACGGCGGCAGCACCUGGCAGUCCACCACCCGCUCCACCUACAACUACUUCGAGAACGCCAGCGGGUUCGGGACGGACACCGUCGAUGUGCGCGUCACGUCGCAGUCCGGCGCCACCAUCACCGUCAACAACGUCAGCGUGUCGUCGGGAUCGUCCGUCACCGCUUCGUCCAAC
Aspergillus aculeatus ATCC 16872 is the source of this 801-nucleotide messenger RNA. RefSeq names its product putative extracellular cellulase CelA/allergen Asp F7-like. NCBI's taxonomy places the organism in Eukaryota, Fungi, Ascomycota, Eurotiomycetes, Eurotiales, Aspergillaceae. The record is from RefSeq and is a predicted model, not a curated record. The annotation marks the transcript as partial. The transcript has 2 exons.